AUGGCCACCGAACUCACCACUGGCACCCCUCUGGCGGAUGCCCUCAACAAUGCCAUCCAGGAGAAAAUAGUUGAGGUGGGCUGGGCGGGCAAUACCACCGAAGCCGCCCCUAUGGCCGAGUACCUCGUCCUCAUGCUGGCCAACGGCAAAACACAGGAUGAAGUCGCCGCGGAGAUUUCUGGCGACCUUCUCAGUCUGGGACCUGACGACCCGACCGCAUUGCACUUCGCUCAGUGGCUCUUUGAGCAACAAAAUGCCCUCAUUCCACAGUACAGCUCCGCGCCUGAACCCGUAGCCGACGAGCAGGGUGCGAUGGAUACGGCACAAGACAAUUCAAUGGGCGACUUCAACAUGGACGUCACAACAGACGGCUCUGGCAAUGAGCUUAACGCUCCUACUGGACCCAAGGCUAUGCGGAACGGAAGCGGCAACGGCAUGCGUGGUGGACGGGAAAAGCGUAUUAUGGGCCAGAUCAACCGUGCUAUGGACAGGACUCACGAUCCCAACGCCGCUCUGCAUCGCGUUCGCGGCCAGUCUGGAAACGAGAGGAUAGCGCGAGGCCCUCCUACAGGCCCGAGAAUGGGCGUUGGAAGACAGCCACGCACGACGAACACACGUGUCGCCAGCAUCGCGCAAGGAUUGGCGAACAUGGGCGGCCCUGCCGGCCCUGGUGGUAUGGGCCCGAUGAACCCGAUGAACGGCAUGAAUGGUAUGGGUGGAUUUGGCCAGCCGGACAUCAUGGCGAUUAUGGAGCAGCAAAGGCACAUGUUGCAACAGAUGCAGAUGAUGAUGCAACAAAGUGGUGUUGCUCCCAACGGUCACGGCCCCCAUGGACAUGGUCGGGGUCACGGACGGCCGCUAUAUGAGCGCACUAGCCGGCCAAACUUCCGCCGUGGUGGAGGAUUUCAACCUGGCGGUCACCAACACUCGCAGGGCUCGGAUGCCGGUCAAGGCGACGCUGCUCAACAAGGCCAGCAGGCCGGUGAAGAUGUCGAUAUGAUGCAACCGAAGCGCGAGCCCCCCAAUCCCGAAGAGACGGUCUGCAAAUUCAACCUUCGCUGUUCCAACCGGGAUUGCAAGUUCGCCCACCAGUCUCCGGCGGCGCCGCCCAACAUCCCAAUCGACGUGAAGGACGUCUGCAGCUUCGGAGCGGCUUGCAAGAACCGGAAGUGUGUCGGCCGUCACCCAUCGCCGGCGAUCAAGGCGGCGCAUCAGAGUGAAAUGGACUGCAAGUUCUUCCCCAACUGCACCAACCCUCACUGCCCAUUCAAGCACCCUAGCAUGCCCCCCUGCCGAAACGGCGGCGAAUGCAAGGUGCCCGGAUGCAAGUUCACCCACGUCAAGACGCCUUGCAAAUUUCACCCGUGCACCAAUCGAUUCUGCCCUUUCUCGCAUGAGGAGGGUCAACGCGGUACAUUCCAGGAUAAGGUCUGGGUAGCCGGCGAAGGAGGCGAGCAACAGCACGUCAGCGAAAGGAAGUUUGUGGAUGAGAACGCCCCAGAAGACGUAGUCUUGCCUGGAUCCGAGGACCAGCAAGCGGACGCCAACAUGCCUGAGGUUGUCGUCACUUCCUGCAUGGGUGAGUGUGUCUCGAUUCUACGUGACCACGAAGGCCUUAAGUUUCUCAUGAUGUACAGUACCAGUCAGCGCAGUCUGGCGCGCAACACGCGACGUUGCGUCAGCAGCAAGUGGGCGCAACCAGCAACCCUAUCGCCUUCACGGCUCGCGAGCACUUGUGCUUUUGGCUCCGCCGUAACCACCAGCAAGAGGCACAAUGCAACCUCCUCCGCCCUCGCCGCCACCGGCAAGACCCGAUCCUACUCGACGUCGGUAACGACGCCAACAACAGAGGUCCCGAGGGAUAUCGCGAUCCUGGGAGGUGGUCUGACCGGCUUGGCCACGGCCUUCUUCACUCACAUCUACAACCCCGAUGCACGCAUCACGGUCUAUGAGGCGUCUAACAGGCUCGGCGGAUGGAUUGACACAGAGGAGGUCACGGUCAAAACCCCGUCAGGCGAAACCGGCAAGGUCCUGUUCCAGCGCGGUGGCCGCAUGCUCAAGACCAUGAACGACAAGGCCAGGUACGAUGAUUUGGUCUUCUGGAAGUUAGUGAGCGCACUCGAGCUGGAAAACGAACUUCAAGUUAGGAGCAAAGACGAGCCUUUGGGCAACUACAUCUAUUACCCCGAUCAUCUUGUCGCCAUGCCGCAGCCCAUCUUUGACCAGAAUCGACCCCUCGAUUCUGCAGAUUCAAUCCUUAAAACGGUGGAAACACUCUUAAAAGAGCCCAUUUUUAAGGGUGCAGUUCCGGCCGCUAUGAAAUACUUUUUCAGGGGCGGGCGCAAAUUGACGCUCAAAGACGGAGAAGAUCUAUCGGUCGGCGAGUUCUUCGGGCGCGCUACGGGAAAUCGUGAGCUGAUCGACAACACCCUCGGCGCUUUGAUGCACGGCGUAUGGGGCGGCGAUAUAUGGAAUCUCAGUAUGCAGAGCGGCCUGUUCUCCAAGACGACAUUACCGAGCCCCGAAAAGGGUAAAAUCUGGUAUCCAAGGGAGGAUAUAGAGUUGAUGGAAAGGAUGUUAAGGUACCAUACCAACGUCAGCCAUAUGCUCCGCAUUUUCAUGGCCAAGGGAGAGAGCUCUGAAUAUAUCUGGUUCAAGAAGGGCUUUAGCACCCUGACGGACGCGCUCAUACGGUUCUUGAAGCAUACAGGGGUCACUUUCAAGCUCAACGAUCCUGUGCAAUCUAUCUCUCUUCACCCGUCAGAAAGGAUAGCGAUCAAAUCCACCAAAACUGUUCAAAACGUCCUAUACGACAAAGUCGUGUCAACAAUCUACGCAAAGACACUAGCCGGGCUCACCGUCAACAAGCUCCCCUCCCUAGCCCGCUCGACCGCCGUCACGAUCCGAGUCGUCAACAUCUGGUACCCAACCCCCAACCUCAACGCACCAUUCAAUGGUAUCGGCUAUCUUAUCCCCUCGACCACGCCCCACAACGAGGAGGGUGUCCUCGGCGUGCUCUUCGACUCGGACCGUGAGCACCGCGGCCGCAACUACGGCGGCGACACCGUCCCCGGCACCAAGUUCACCGUCAUGAUGGGCGGCCACUACUGGGACGCCGAGCCCUCCUACAUGUACGACGAGAACAAGUGCAUCGCCAUGGCCAAGGCCGCGGUGGAGCGCCACCUGCAGAUCCCCGAGGACGACGCGGCCGGCGCCGUGGCCACCACCAAGCUCUGCCACAACUGCAUCCCGCAGCACACGGUCGGCCACCGCGAGCGCAUGGUGAACGCGCACCACGAGCUGCUGCGGGCCUUCAAGGGCAACCUGGCCGUGGUGGGCGGCUCGUACCAGACGCCCGGCAUCAACAGCGCGCUGCGCGGCGCUGCGGACAUUGCGUUCGAGAUAACGGGCGGGUUCUGGGGCAAAUAUACCGGAGAGACGGUUGGGAAGACGGGCCUGCAGCGAUUUACCAGACCGAUGUCGGAGUCUUGGAAGCAGGCGGAGAAGGGGGACAAGGAAGUGUUCCCGUUGAGGUUUGGGAACACUCCCCUUUCGGAAUACUAUGAAGAGGAAAGGGAUCGUUAG
Messenger RNA from Neurospora tetraspora, 3585 nucleotides. RefSeq lists its product as uncharacterized. NCBI's taxonomy places the organism in Eukaryota, Fungi, Ascomycota, Sordariomycetes, Sordariales, Sordariaceae. Gene Ontology annotation, molecular function: protoporphyrinogen oxidase activity, oxygen as acceptor. The record is from RefSeq and is a predicted model, not a curated record. The coding region runs from base 1 to 3585 and encodes 1194 amino acids. The transcript is spliced from 6 exons. Gene Ontology annotation, biological process: porphyrin-containing compound biosynthetic process.